This is a messenger RNA of Penicillium cataractarum, 1233 nucleotides long. RefSeq names its product RING-H2 finger protein. The record is from RefSeq and is a predicted model, not a curated record. The coding region runs from base 1 to 1233 and encodes 410 amino acids. Gene Ontology annotation, molecular function: ubiquitin protein ligase activity. Gene Ontology annotation, cellular component: cytoplasm. Lineage: Eukaryota; Fungi; Ascomycota; Eurotiomycetes; Eurotiales; Aspergillaceae. The transcript has 2 exons. Gene Ontology annotation, biological process: ubiquitin-dependent protein catabolic process.
AUGUCCGUGACAUCUGCAACCGUUCAAACUCUGUCCGCCAAUGGAGUUCCUGACUCGCAUCAGGUUUCGGGUCUUCUUUUUGUGCCUACCUUGGCGGAGGAUGAUCCCUGCAGCGAGAUCGCUUCCAUCUACGUGCCGAAGAAUGUAACUCGCUACGAGGACGUUCUGGCUUUCGGGUAUCCCGCGAUUGGGAUCGCCCCAUGGAUUUCGGUAGAGUGUACCAACUCGUAUCUGGUUGCCUCGCGGGAGGCAAAGGCAGAGGCGAUGAUUUUCUACCAGCCAUCUACAAACGAGACUGGGAUCCCUCCGCCGGCGAGUGAUAUUUGCUGGAAUCUCAACGACAAUGACCGGUGGAAGCAAGACAACCCAUACCCCGUCUACGCAAUUCCUGGCCCUGCAGCAACAACUCUGAUGCGUGAACUUGCCUGGUUCUCCGAUGGAAAGACAAACCGAAGCCAUGACGACAGUUAUCCAUCUUUUCAGAAGCGGGAUAGUAACGUUCGAUUGUUCACGGUGAUUGCCAAUGGUGAGCCACCUCAGUAUCCAAUCUUUAUCCUUACACAGUAUCUAACACUUCGGACGAAAGAACGCCAAACAGACUCAACGCCAAGUCUAUGGAGCAUUGUGCUCAUUACACUCGGAUCAAUCUUCGGACUGAGCUUGAUAGUGUACAUUGUCUGGCUGACCCUCCAGCGUCGAGGGCUUCUACAACCAGCGAGACUUGGCGCCCAUCCGCAAGAGAACGUUGAAGCAAUUCCAAUGACCAGAGCAACUACUGUCCAUGUACCUCGUGAGAUUCUUGAACAAUUGCCUCUUUACACAUAUGCAGGCCCAAGGUCUCCAUCUGUGGCAUCGCUCGUUAAGGAGGAAGUUGAAGCCGACGUGGCAGAAAUUGAUCCUAGCGGUCAGUCUCCCGAGCCACCAACAGAGGAGAUCCAUCAGGAACUUCCCAGAGAUGCGGAAAGGGUCGUUGGCAUCAGACGCCCGGCACCCGCUGUGAUCAGUGGAGGGGUUGUGGCUUCUCGCAACCCAUAUCGACUGAGCCAUACCCAGAACAUGUGUGCAAUCUGCUUGGAUGCAUUCGUCAUUGGGUCCACUAGAGUCCGUGAGCUCCCAUGCGGACACGUCUUUGACCCUGAAUGUGUUGAUCCUUGGCUCCUGACAAACGGCGAGUGUCCGUUGUGCAAGAUGAGUAUUCUUGCAUCGGGCUCAAUCAACACCCCCGCCGCUUGA